Nanorana parkeri is the source of this 623-nucleotide messenger RNA. Its product is annotated as ribonuclease P protein subunit p25-like protein. Gene Ontology annotation, biological process: tRNA 5'-leader removal. The record is from RefSeq and is a predicted model, not a curated record. Gene Ontology annotation, molecular function: RNA binding. Gene Ontology annotation, cellular component: ribonuclease MRP complex. The coding region runs from base 66 to 623 and encodes 185 amino acids. NCBI's taxonomy places the organism in Eukaryota, Metazoa, Chordata, Amphibia, Anura, Dicroglossidae. The transcript is spliced from 2 exons.
CCCCUGGGUGAUGAUGUAACUAAGAUGGCGGCGCAGUGAAGACUCCGGUGUACCAGGAGCUCAUCAUGGAGAACUACCAGAAGGUCCGCGUGGAGGAGAAGCCGGCCGAGUCGCCUUUCACUUCCCUCCCCCCAGACGUCAUCGACAUGAAGGUCAAAGACGGCAGCAAAAUCCGCAACCUCAUGGGCUUCGCCAUCGGCAAGAUGGAGAGCGAUAGCGUGCGCCAGAUUGUGUUCAGCGGCACGGGCAAGGCCCUCAGCAAGACCCUCACCUGUGUGGAGAUCAUGAAGAGGAGGGUGAAGGAUCUGCACCAGAUCACCAAGAUCUUCUACAGGCAGACCGAGGAGAUCUGGGAACCCAUCGUACCCGAGGUGGGCCUGGACCCGCUGACUGUAAAGCGCAACUGCCCCUCCAUUUGCGUCCUCCUCAGCAAGGACGCCCUGGAUACCGCCGAGCCCGGGUACCAAGCCCCCGGCAGCUACGAGUCCCAGUGGAUCCAUGAACUGAAGGUGGAGAACCAGGGGCCGAAGAGAAAGAAGCCCGGCCUGGGCCGAGCUGGGGCGAUGGGACGGAAGCAGCAAAGGCCACCUGGCGGCCGAGGGGAGACCCCUAAGCAGUCAUAG